ACACACACACACACACACACACACACACACACAGCAAGCCUGGGAAACCCUCGGUCCUGCCUCGCCCCACACGCCUGCCGGGACACCCCACCCCGUCCUGCCCCGCCCACCACCGGGAGUCUCGGUCUGUAAACUCCGACUGGUUCAUCCCGACCGGACCGAGCCGAGCUGCUGUCCAUGGCAUUCUUCAUCUCCACCCUCCUCUUCCUCUCCGUCUGCCUGGGCGGGGCGAAGCCGGCUGUCAGUCAGUCCAGCGACCAGUCGGAGCCCAUGUGUCAUGACUGGGGCCAGCGGGGUGAGCUAGCGGUGUUGGAGGGGGAGGCUGGCUGGCUCUCCUGUCCUUUAUUCUCUUAUCCCUCCAUCUACAACUACAGCUCGGCCCAGAGCGCCGGCCUCACCCUCUUCUGGUACCACAUUCCUGCUGGCCACGUCCUGGAGCAGCCAAUCAAAUCCAGCCAGAGGCUCAGCAAGGAGAGGGAGAGGCUGUGGCUGCAACCUGCGGCUGCCAAUGACACAGGACAGUACAUCUGUAUGCUACGCAACAUAUCGUCAUGCACUAAGAUCGCCAUGCGUCUGGACGUGUUGCCGCACAACAAGACGGUUCCGGGCGGCUGCAGGCCUCCGUUCGCCGUGGCGCCCGAGAAGGCGGUCAUCACGCUGCAGCGGGGCGAGACGCUCGAAUGUCCCGACCUGCAGGAAGUCGCCGACAGCAACCCGAAGGUCACCUGGUACCAUCUGUGUGAGCGUGUGUUGGAUGUCAGGGACAUGGAGGUGAAACACAACAGGCUGGAGGUGCACCUGAUGCUGGUCCGAUACCAGGGUUUGUUCUCCUGCACGGUUCAGUUCCGCAGGAGAGACAAAGAUCUGCAGUUCAGCCGCAGCAUCAACGUCACCGCCGUCAAUCCCAGUCAGUCCAAACUUCCCCAUGUCCUCCACCCGACCAAGGACCAGGUUUUCACCGCCAAACGGGGUGCCGAGAUGCGUUUAGACUGCAGAGGGUUUUUCCCCUACCUGGAGGGAGAGAGCGACAUUUGGUGGACCAUCGAUGGGAAGCGAGUGGACACAACGGAUCCUCGCUUAUCCACAACUAACAGAGACGUGCAUAACGACCACGAGGACCGGACCUUGGAGAGCAUCCUGCUGAUCCAGGACUUCCAGCCUGAAGAUCUGAAGAGAGAAUAUAACUGCUCAGUCAAGAACGAGCUGGGCUUCGACACGCGCAGAGCUCAGCUGAAAGAGGAAGUGUCGGUGCCGGUGGUGGAGCUCAGCUGUGGUCUUGGUGUGACUCUGCUGCUGAUGCUGACUCUGUUCGUGGUUUAUCACAUCUUCUGGCUGGAGCUGCUGCUGCUCUACCGCUCCUGGUUCGGUACCGACGAACGCUACACAGAUGAUAAGGAGUUCGACGUUUACAUCUCGUACGCCAGGAACAGCGAAGAGGAGCAGUUCGUCCUGUCGACGCUGCGCAGUGUUCUGGAGAACGAGCUCGGAUACUCCGUGUGCAUCUUCGACAGGGACAGUCUGCCUGGCGGGACCAUCACAGACGAGACGCUGAGUUUUGUGACUCGCAGCCGGCGCCUCCUGGUGGUGGUGAGCCCCGGCUACGCCUCGCAGGGCUCACAGGCACUGCUGGAGCUGAAGGCGGGCAUCGACAGCAUGGCGCUGGGUGGGCACCUGCGAGUAAUCCUGGUGCAGUACCGGCCGGUGCGGCGGCAGGGCUGGGUGAGGGAGCUGAGGAGGGCGCGGCUGGCACUGGCGCUGGUCCGCUGGCAGGGGGACAAGUCCAGAGAACUGACAUCCCGCUUCUGGAAGAGGCUGCGGGUGGAGCUGCCAGUCCGAAGGGUCACCCGGGAGGGGGAGAAGGGGCUGCGGCGGGGCAGCGGGGAGGAGGACAUGUCCCUGAGGAGGCUCCAGAGUCAGAACAGCACCAGCUCGCAGACCGGACUCAUCACCAACACGAUGAAGGACCCGCAGGCCGUGCUGAACUGCGCCACCGGCAUGUAG
Molecule: messenger RNA, 2001 nt
Organism: Myripristis murdjan (pinecone soldierfish)
Lineage: Eukaryota; Metazoa; Chordata; Actinopteri; Holocentriformes; Holocentridae
Gene: il1rap
Product: interleukin 1 receptor accessory protein
Exons: 12
Coding region: 178-2001 (607 amino acids)
Biological process (GO): signal transduction
Source: RefSeq, a predicted model, not a curated record